AAUGUAAAAGACUCCAGUGUCACUGAGACCUGUCAGUGUGCGCUAGGAUGGUCUGGGAGCUUGCUUGGUUUACAACCAGUGAAAAGAAGAUGACUAGACAGUGAAGGAGGCAGGGAACAUGAGAACAUUGUUCUUCUGGAGUGAGACGCACCCCUAAGAGUGAAUGAUUCUUGGAAAUAAAGUUCUUUGCAUCUCUCCAAAGCUAAACAAUUUUAAAAGACCUUCCUUACUCUGGACCUAUGAGAGACGGAAACUACUUUCAGAUGGACUGUUUUUAUUCUAAUGUGCAUUGACGUUUUUCCCCUCUUAUCUUCAUUGUCCAACAGUUCAUACUACAUUUAUUAACAACCAGUGUGUUGUGGGUGCAUUUAUGCAACAUCUGUGACUAUUGGAGACCAGUUAAAGGGAAAAAAACAUCAAUUAAAGCCUGUGGAGCAAAGGGUGUUCUCUUCAUUCCAGAAAGUCUUCUAAGGGAUCAGACAUGUCCAGAAGAUUGUAUGUGUCAAAGCGUCUGGCAUUUGCCACAGUUUUGGUGGCAUUCCUGGCUAUAAUCACUGUUAUCGCUGUGAUCAUCACUUCCCAAAAGCAAAAGAAUAAACUCACAGGCACUGGGCACCCAGACACCAAAGUGGAUCCUUCUGGACCACCACCGAACACCAGGUUGCCUAAGGACCUAAUGCCGGAUAGCUACAGGAUGUACAUUCAGGUUCACCUGCACACCAAGAUGAAUGUUACAAACUACACGUCUACCUUCAGUGGGAACUCCACUGUGAAGUUCAGGUGUGUGGAAGCUACUCACUGGAUCAUCAUCCACUGCAAAGAGCUGAAUGUGACAUCUAUCCAUCUCACUGACGAGCACGGUUCUGCCGUAGCUGUGAAAUAUACCUCGCUGAAGGAGGAUGACAGUAAUUUUUUAGAAAUCGAACUUACAGACACGCUGAGAGCUAACACAACAUACUACCUCUUCACCGCUUUUGAAGGAUUGUUGGGCUAUAACCAAGACGGAUUGUACAUUAGCCGGUACAACGAAAAUACAGGCAAUCAGAGUUCGUUCGGAUUUCUUGCAGCUAGCCACAUGGAGCCUACGGCAGCUAGAAGAGUGUUUCCCUGUUUUGAUGAACCGGCGAUGAAAGCUGUAUUUAAUGUCACUGUAAUACAUCGGGUGGGUACUGUAGCGCUCAGCAACGCUGCUCAAAAAGAUCAAAAGCAAAUGAGCAUUGACGGAGAGGAAUGGCUUGUUACGGAGUUUCAUCCAACUGUCAAAAUGUCCACCUACGUCCUAGCCUUUACAGUCUCUGAAUUUACUUGCAAAACGACAGACUAUGGAAGGUAUGUUCUUAAGACAUGGGCACGUCCAGACGCCAUUGCCAUUGGCCAUGUAGAUUACGCUCACAGCAUAACUGGGAACAUCCUUGAGUCCUUUGAAGAUCUCUAUGACAUAAAGUAUCCUUUGAAUAAGCUGGACCAGAUUGCUGUGCAGAAUUACGUUGCAAGUGGUAUGGAAAACUGGGGCUUGAUAAUCUACCACGAGACAUCAUUACUUUAUGACAAAGACUUCUCCCUGACGUCCCGCAAAGCCUUCAUCGCUGAAAUCAUUGCCCAUGAAAUAGCUCAUCAGUGGUUUGGAAACCUGGUCACAAUGGAAUGGUGGAAUGACGUGUGGCUAAAUGAAGGCUUUGCCACAUACCUGUCAUACAUUGGUGUGGAUAAAGCUGAACCAACCUGGAAUUUUAGUGAACUGUUCUUCAUCAGAGAGGUUCUGGGCCUGCUUAAAGUGGAAUCCAUAGACAACUACCGGCAGCUCAUUCCUGAAGUGGAAGAGGUCAUUACACCCAGUGACAUCGAGGACCUGUUUGACUUCAUCACCUAUAGCAAGGGGGCAGUAGUGUUGAGAAUGCUGUCUAGUUACGUGUCGGAGACGGUCUUUGUCAGCGGUGUAAAGUCCUAUCUGAAGGCAUACCAAUAUAACAACGCAGAAUACCAGGAUCUCUGGAGACACAUACAGGAAGCGGUAAAAAGCAACAACGACACCACUCAAGUUGCCGACAUGAUGGAGUCCUGGACUAAACAACCAGGGUUUCCUCUUAUUACCAUCAACACCUCGUCUGGAGACAUAUCUCAGGAGCACUUUAUGUUCAACGAAAGCGCUCGAUACAACAUAACAUGGCAAGUUCCAAUUAAACUGCUCAAGUCUGGUUCGCAGGAAAUAACGCAGGACCUACUGACUGUAAAUGGCCCCGUUUCAAAACCAAUAUAUCAGUCAAAUAACAAUGAAUGGAUCCUAGCCAACGUCAACUGCACUGGAUACUACAGAGUGAACUACGACCCGGAGAACUGGGAGAGGCUUCUGCGGCAGCUUGGCACAGACCACCAUAUGAUUCCCGUUGUCAACAGAGCACAGCUUAUUGACGACGCAUUUGAACUAGCAGAAGCCAGGCAUGUCAAUAUCACUUUGGCUCUCAGCUUUACCAAGUACCUACACAAGGAUAUGGAAUUAAGUCCCUGGGCGACUGCCAGGCUUAAACUUAAUCACAUCAUUCUGAUGUUAGAUCGUUCAGAAGACUAUAGCUUCAUUGAGGCAUACAUGAGGAAGCAGGUCAGCCCGCUUUAUGACCAUUUUGAAGCUUUCACCAUGAAUUCAUCCAUCCCUGAGCAACUCACUGCGCAGGAGCUCCAGAUUAUAGUCAUCGGAAUGGCAUGCGGCAGUGGUCUAAUUAAAUGCCAGAAGAUGGCCGUUGACACAUUCAAUCAAUGGAAACAGAACCCCACUUCAAAAUGGGUCCACCCAAACUUGCGAUCACCCAUCUUCUGUGCUGCCAUAGCUGCCGGAGGUCAGCAGGAGUGGGAGUUUUUGUGGCAGUUGUUUCAGAACACCACUGUUGAGGCAGAGAAAGACAUUCUGAGAGGUGCGCUGUCCUGCACCAAGGAUACCGAGAUCCUGAAAAGACUCCUGGAAUACACUCUGGACCUGGAUAAGAUAAAGAAGACUGAAUUUUAUUCCAUUAUGAAAUCCAUCACCAAUAAUGUGGCAGGUCAUUCUUUAGUCUGGGACUUUAUCCAGAAGCAGUGGACAAACCUAAAACACAAAUUCGGAGGUGAGGAACUAAUAUUAGGCGCCGUAAUCGAAGCAGUGACAGAACGAUUCUCCUCAGAAACUGAACUCCAGGAGUUGACACAGUUUCUGUCGGACCACGGAGAGGAAGACUUUGGUUCCGCGCUGUGGGCUCUUGAGCACGCCAUCGAAAGGGCAGAAGCUAACAUUAAGUGGGUGGAGGAAAACAAGCAGAUCAUUCUGGAGUGGUUUCGUGGAGAAUCUGUGGCUUAUUAAGAUUCAUAGCUUUUCCCAGGAAAGUGCGGAAAGAAUUCUCCAGAUGAGAACCAGAUGGAGGGAGGAAGCAGAAUGCAGAAACAAUGUGCACUGCUGGGAUUACAGCAUUCCGGGCAGGCCUGCUAGCCGGGCGGCUUCUCUGAUGCUGGGCCUCCUCAGGAAUGAUCUGGCAUGUGCAACGUUAAUGGGAAGAUAGCAAAAGAGUGUCUCACUAUCAUCAAUCGAAGCACACUAUGUAACAAGUCACUUUUUUAGAACACUUAUACAAGAAUCAGUGUAAAAAUAAUUUCAUUACACAGAGUAUUUUAUUACUGUUUCAGACCCCAAGGACCAUAGUACACCUUUAGGUCGGCACGUACUCAGGUAUAUGAAUAAUUUAAACUUCUUAAAUUAAUGAAGAAAUUUAUUACAGUCACAUUUAGACUUACAUAAACGAAAUUACUGAGAAUAUACAAAGCAGUUUAUGUGAGUUACAUGUUACAUUUUAGAUGUUUUAAGCUGGGACCUGAUUGUGUAAACAGAACUGGAAACUGGAGCUGCCAGGGCUGUCUACUGACUCUGAUCCAAAUUGAGUCACUGUGUUCCUACAUCUUGGCUUCUGAUGGAAUGCAGGGGUGCCAAAUGAGUCUGUGUUUGUACAAAUGAGUUUCCCCCUAAUCUGAAUGUCAAAUAUUCUCUGUUUGGUCACCUUACCUGUAGCCAGACUAUGACCAUUAUGCAGCCUACCCAUUCCCUUCGUUGUUUGACAAGUCGAGCAGAGCGGACUCAGAAAUAGGUGCAGUGUAAGUUAUGGCCACAAGACGGCAGUGUGGAGUUACUCUACUGGGAUAUUUACGCAAUAGGAAUGUACUAGUCCCACCAUUAAAUGCAUAUUUUAAAAAGGCCAUAAUCUCUUAAAGGCGAUUUUUAAAAAUCAGUUGAAGAAACAUUAAACAUUUCAUGUUGAUAUAUCGCGAUUCAUUGUGUGAACUUUGUCUCAUAAACAAAAAUCAUUCAUAAAAAGUUGAAAGGAUAGAAGGUGAAUUUUCCAUCAGGUGUAUUAUUAUUAUUAUUACAUAUAUUACAUAAUAUUACAUAUUAUAUUAUUAUUAUUACACUCCAUAAUGAUGUAGGAAAGAACAAUCCGCAUUAGCUCAGGGAGCAAUAUUAUGUGAACUUAGUUGCAUUCUGUAAAACAUGAAUGUAGUCCUUGUUGGUAGGAUAAUGCAGAGUGCAAAACAGUGUAAAUGUAUCCAUCAAGAAACUUGCAUUGUAUGCUGCCAUAGUUUGUGUUGCUCAUUUUAUGCCGAGCUACAGUGAAAGGGCUGAAUGAAUGAAAGCUGCAAUAUCUAUCUGGGACUAUCGCAUAAGCCGUAAUUAUUGGGCUGUUUGUUUGUAGCUGUAGAUAAACAAACAACCCAAAUAUUUCUAUUCUUUUGUUUCAUUACUAAUAUUGCAAAAUUGACAAUAUGUAUUUGUAAUAAAACAUUCAACAGUCUC
Messenger RNA from Paramormyrops kingsleyae, 4807 nucleotides. RefSeq names its product aminopeptidase N-like. Gene Ontology annotation, molecular function: metalloaminopeptidase activity; zinc ion binding; peptide binding. The record is from RefSeq and is a predicted model, not a curated record. Gene Ontology annotation, biological process: proteolysis; peptide catabolic process. NCBI's taxonomy places the organism in Eukaryota, Metazoa, Chordata, Actinopteri, Osteoglossiformes, Mormyridae. Gene Ontology annotation, cellular component: cytoplasm; plasma membrane.